AUGUCUGAACAAUAUAUUUUGGUUACCGGAGGUGCUGGUUAUAUCGGGUCUCAUACUGUCAUUGAGCUAAUUCAAAAUGGUUACAAAGUGGUUAUUGUUGAUAAUUUAAUUAAUUCAAGUUUUGAUGCAGUUUCAAGAAUUGAAUUUAUUGUUGGUGAAAAAGUUCCCUUUUUCAAUGUUGAUUUAAAAGAUGAAAAAUCAUUAACAAAAGUAUUUGAAACUUAUUCAAUUAAAAGUGUUAUUCAUUUUGCUGCAUUGAAAGCUGUUGGUGAAUCUACUAAAAUCCCACUAGAUUAUUAUGAUAAUAAUGUUAAUGGUACAAUUACUUUAUUAAAAGUUAUGAAUAAUGUUAAUGUUAAAACAAUUGUCUUUUCAUCAUCAGCUACUGUUUAUGGAGAUGCUACAAGAUUUGAAAAUAUGAUUCCAAUUCCUGAACAUUGUCCAAAUGAUCCAACAAACCCUUAUGGUAAAACAAAAUAUGUAAUUGAACAAAUCAUUCAUGAUUUAUACAAUAGUGAUCCUGAAUGGAGAGCUGCUAUCUUAAGAUAUUUCAAUCCAAUUGGUGCACAUCCUUCUGGAUUAAUUGGUGAAGAUCCAUUAGGUAUUCCAAAUAAUUUAUUACCAUAUUUGGCUCAAGUUGCCAUUGGAAGACGUGAAAAAUUAUCAAUUUUUGGUAAUGAUUAUAAUUCACAUGAUGGUACUCCAAUUAGAGAUUAUAUUCAUGUUGUUGAUUUAGCAAAAGGUCAUAUUGCUUCAUUAUCUUAUUUAAACAAUUUGGAAUCUAAUAAAGGUUUAUUUAGAGAAUGGAAUCUAGGUACUGGGAAAGGAUCAACUGUUUUUGAUGUUUAUCAUGCAUUUUCUAAAGCUGUUGGUAGAGAUUUACCUUAUGAAGUUGUUGGUAGAAGAGCUGGUGAUGUUUUAGAUUUGACUGCUAAUCCAACAAGGGCAAAUACAGAAUUGGAAUGGUUUGCUGAGAAAUCAAUUGAAGAUGCUUGUAAAGAUUUAUGGAGAUGGACAACUAAAAAUCCAUUUGGUUUCCAACUUGAUAAUUAUAAAUGGACAAUAUUUGGUGAAAUAGAAGGUAAUAGACUUCAUACUGUUGAUCUUGAUGGAUUUAAAGUUUCCAUUACAAAUUAUGGUGCUACAAUUCAAAAUAUUGAAUUAAAUGGUGAUAAAUUAGUUCUAGGUUUUGAUAAUUUAGAAAGUUACCAAUCAUCAUCAAAUCCAUUUUUCGGUGCAACUGUUGGUCGUUAUGCAAAUAGAAUUGGAAAUGGUGGGUUUACAAUUGAUGGUAAAUCAUUUAAAACUGAAAUUAAUGAAUCUGAAAAUAAAACUUUACAUGGAGGAUCCCAAGGAUUUGAUAAAAAGCAAUGGUUAGGUCCAAUUGUAUUGAAAGAAGAUGAUAAUUCAGUUUCUUUAUCAUUUAAAUAUAUUGAUCCUAAUGGAUCAAAUGGAUUCCCAAGUGAUUUAGAAACCAUUGUUAAAUAUAUUGUUUCACCUAAAAACACAUUAACAAUUGAUUUCGAAUCACAAAUUGUUGGUAAUAAUGGUGAUGUUACAGCUUUAAACUUAACAAAUCAUUCAUAUUUUACUUUGGGUGAUGAUGUUAUUGAUGAAUAUCAAGUUGAAUUAUCAACUCCAAAAUAUUUAGCAUUAGAUUCAAAUCAACUUCCAACUGGUGAAACUAAAAAAUUAGAUUCCACUUCAUUUAAAUUUGGAUCUCAACAAUUUGAUGAUGAUUUUAUUAUUAAUGAAGCGAAUGAAUUAUUGGACACAAGAUCUCAAGAUUUGAAAACUUUGGUUAACAUCAGUUCCUCAUCACAUUCAAUUAAAGUUUCAAGUACAGAACCAGCUUUCCAAUUAUAUACAGGUGAUGGAAUUUUUGUUGGAGAAUUCAAAUCAAGAGCUGGCUUUGCAGUGGAACCAAGUAGACCAGUUAAUGCUAUUAAUUCAUCAAAUGCUAAGCAAGUUAUUUUACGUAAAGGUGAAACUUAUGGUUCCAAAAUUCAAUAUGAAUUUGCUUAG
Hansenula ciferrii is the source of this 2025-nucleotide messenger RNA. It is a transcript of the gene GAL10, whose product is annotated as bifunctional UDP-glucose 4-epimerase/aldose 1-epimerase. Gene Ontology annotation, biological process: beta-D-galactose catabolic process via UDP-galactose, Leloir pathway. Bases 1 to 2025 code for a protein of 674 amino acids. The transcript has a single exon. Gene Ontology annotation, molecular function: carbohydrate binding; UDP-glucose 4-epimerase activity. The record is from RefSeq and is a predicted model, not a curated record. Lineage: Eukaryota; Fungi; Ascomycota; Saccharomycetes; Phaffomycetales; Wickerhamomycetaceae. Gene Ontology annotation, cellular component: cytosol.